GUAAACCUUUACUUCAUUUUAUACGAAAAAGAUGACGAAACGAGAAGCUUCAUUCUGUCUCCUCUCAUUUGUCGUAGUAUUCUUGUUCUUGAGUUCAGUCUCAGGAGUCACAGAUGAUCAUCAAAACAAACAAGUGUAUAUUGUCUACAUGGGCUCACUUCCGUCUCGACCGGAAUACACACCAAUGUCGCAUCACACGAGUAUUCUUCAAGAGGUCACCGGAGAAAGUUCUAUGGAAGGUCGUUUGGUGAGAAGUUACAAGAGGAGUUUCAACGGUUUCGCGGCCAGGCUCACUGAGUCAGAACGACACCGAGUAGCUGAAAUGGAAGGCGUCGUGUCUGUGUUCCCGAGCAAGAACUUACAAAUCCAAACGACGGGGUCUUGGGAUUUCAUGGGGCUAAAGGAAGGAAAGAAAACAAAGCGAAACUUGGCCAUAGAGAGUGAUACUAUCAUCGGAGUCCUCGACACUGGGGUUUGGCCGGAAUCUGAGAGCGUCUCUGACAAAGGCUUUGGUCCUCCUCCAAAGAAAUGGAAAGGUGUCUGUGCCGGCGGCAAAAACUUCACCUGCAACAACAAGUUGAUAGGGGCAAGAGACUACACAGGCAGAGGUUCUAGGGACACGAUUGGACACGGUACGCAUACAGCAUCCACUGCAGCUGGAAACGCAGUCGCGGACACAAGCUUCUUUGGAAUCGGCAAUGGAACGGUGAGAGGUGCCGUUCCAGCCGCUAGAAUCGCUGUUUACAGUGUCUGCCUCGAAACCCUUUGUCCGUUCGAGGCUACACUUGCUGCGUUCGAUGAUGCGAUUUCCGACGGUGUUGACCUCAUCACUAUAUCUAUCGGUGGAUAUAUCAAAUCCUUCCAAGAGGAGCCGAUUGCAAUCGGAGCUUUCCACGCCAUGGCCAAGGGAAUCCUGACUGUGAACUCGGCUGAUAAUAGCGGCCCGUAUCCGGGCCAUAUCUCGAGCGUAGCACCAUGGUUGUUAACCGUUGCAGCCAGCAACACGAACCGUGGGUUUGUCAACAAAGUUGUUCUCGGUAACGGCAAGACACUUGUGGGGAAAUCCGUAAAUGCUUUUGAUAUGAAAGGAAAGACGUACCCUCUAGUGUACGGGAAAUCUGCUGCCUUGACUGGCUGCGACACAAAAUCUGCCGAGCAAUGCUUUCCAAUUUGUCUAGAUAAAUCCCUAGUGGAGGGGAAGAUCUUGGUGUGCGCUAAUUCUGAUGGUCCGCAAGUAGCUAUACUAAUGGGAGCUGUUGCGUCCAUUGUUAAAGACCCGGAAGUAGACCAUGCGUCCAUCCACGCUUUGCCCUUCUCUGCUCUAUCACCAGAUGACUUUGACUCUCUCGUCUCUUACAUUCACUCCACAAAGUCUCCAGAAGCGGCAGUUCUAAAAAGUGAGGCAAUCUUUAAUCAGAUAGCUCCUAAAGUUGCAUCCUUCUCUGGCCGCGGUCCAAACAGCAUUGUUUCUGAUAUUCUCAAGCCGGAUAUAACAGCACCAGGAGUGGAGAUUCUCGCUGCCUAUUCACCUGUGGCUCCAAUUAUACCACUGUAUAAAAUGGAGAAUGACACCAGACGUGUAAACUACUCUGUCCUCGCCGGAACUUCGAUGGCUUGUCCGCAUGUUGCAGGCGUGGCUGGGUACGUCAAGACGUUUUACCCUGAAUGGUCUCCUUCCAUGAUUAAAUCUGCCAUCAUGACAACCGCUUGGCCAAUGAAAGCUACUGGAACUGGGAUUGCAUCGACCGAGUUUGCUUAUGGAGCUGGACACGUGGACCCAAUAGCCGCUCUUAACCCUGGACUCGUAUAUGAACUGGACAAAGCAGACCACAUCGCCUUUCUCUGCGGCUUGAACUUCAAUGUUACAGCCCUGAAACUCAUUACCGGUGAAGCCGUCACUUGCACUGAAAGAACCUUACAAAGAAACCUUAACUAUCCGUCCAUGUCGGCUAAAAUAUCGAGAUCUAAUAGCUCUUUCAGCGUCACUUUCAACAGAACUGUCACUAACGUCGGUGCCCCCAACUCUAUAUACAAAUCAAAGGUACUCGCAGGUCACGGAUCUAAGCUCAGCGUAGAGGUCUCCCCUAGUGUGCUAUCUAUGAAAUCUGUGAACGAGAAGCAGUCUUUCACCGUGACUGUUUCGGGCAGCAAUAUCGACCCAAAGCUGCCUUCGUCUGCAAAUCUUAUCUGGUCCGAUGGCACCCAUAACGUUAGAAGUCCCAUUGUUGUUUAUACUGAUGGUUCUUAAUGAGGCGGAAAAAGUUCUUAAUCAUAAUAAAUAAGUUAUCUGCUACAUGACAAGCAUAAAGACAAAAAUUAAGUGCU
This is a messenger RNA of Thlaspi arvense, 2325 nucleotides long. The record is from the annotation of a GenBank genome assembly. NCBI's taxonomy places the organism in Eukaryota, Viridiplantae, Streptophyta, Magnoliopsida, Brassicales, Brassicaceae.